Magallana angulata is the source of this 1095-nucleotide messenger RNA. RefSeq lists its product as uncharacterized. The transcript is spliced from 2 exons. The coding region runs from base 299 to 784 and encodes 161 amino acids. Lineage: Eukaryota; Metazoa; Mollusca; Bivalvia; Ostreida; Ostreidae. The record is from RefSeq and is a predicted model, not a curated record.
ACAUGUAUAGAUAGGCAAGCAUUUAAAUCCCCCUGUGGUGUCUGUGUUAUUUCGCUAUCACCAGAUGUAACUUGAACCCUAUAAUCUGAGUCCACGGCUGUAUGAACACAUACCGUAGAUGCGUACAAUAAGAUUCACCUGAGUUUGUUUUGCUAAACCAAAUAUAUAUCACGAGUUUGAAACAUCUUCAAGACUGGGAUUAUGUAAUGGACAGGAAUCUAUGCAAGUAAAGUGGUAGAACAGAUUCAAGUGGACAAUAACUUUGCUGCAUCAUUUCCAGGCCGUUUUCUGAAACAAGAUGAUUUGCCACCACGGGGUGGUGUUUGCCGUUCUGUUUGUUAUCUCCAUUGCCAGCGCCCAAGAAGAGGAACCAACAUUAAAGGUCUCGCCGUCUCAAAUCGCUGCUCGAGUAGGCGAGAGUGCCGAGUUUGAAUGCACUUACUCGGGUGAUGAAGUAAAGACACUCCUUUGGUUGUUCCCCAAUGAAACUUCUGUAAAUCAGACCGCCCAUCCCCGGUUUUUAGACUCGGAAGGAAAAUUGACCAUCUCUGAUGUCAUGAAUAGUGACGAAGGGGAGUAUGUCUGUACGACUCUGUCACGCGACAUGAACGCCACAGGAACGUUAAAGAUUUUCGUCAUGCCGUCAUAUUUUACGGAGGCCAUGGUUGUGAUGGGUAUAAACAUUGUGCUCGUUUUGAUAUUCAUUGGUUGUGGGGUAAACCAGUAUAUACAGACCAAAAAGGAAAAAAGGAACUUCAAAAAGUCUAUCGCCCAUGACAUUUAAGGAACAAUGACCAAGUUAUCUAAACAAAAUUUCAGUUUUAAAAUUAUCAAAUAAAAUCAAUGUAAUACCCAGUAUAAAUCAUCAAUCAAUCAAUUAAAAGAAGAUAUUGAAUACAUACACAAAUCACAAUUAUGCAUAAAUUUCCUGAUUUAUAUCAUAAACUCACUAGUUAAUUGAUUGAUUGUUUAAGUUUGUAUUUUGUGUCUGAUGAUUGUUUUCUUUUUACAGCAUAAUGCUUAUUUUCAUCUACUGCACAGGUAGUGCGCAUAUUUUUUCAUGCAUCAAAAAUAAAUAUACUCGUUAACAAUAAA